UAUCUUUCUACUUUCUAUAAUUACCAUGAAUCGUUCGCCGGAAUAUGCUCUCGAAACGUCGAUCAAACACGUGAAUCUCUCCCCAUCUGCUUCUUCUUCUCUCUCCUCGUGAUUCUUUCAUGGAAGUUUCAGGCUAGACGAGAGCAUCCCGAGCAGAACUAACUUUUGAAAAUUUCGUGGAAGAAGAAGCUAUGGGAUAUCUGGAUUUGGCGUUGUCGUGUUCCAACCCGACGCAGACCGUUGAAACUCCGGCGAGCGGCGGAGGUCUCAGCCAGAACGGAAAAUUCAGCUAUGGAUACGCGAGCUCCGCGGGGAAGAGAUCGUCUAUGGAAGACUUUUUCGAGACGAGGAUCGACGGUAUCGAUGGACAAAUCGUUGGUUUAUUUGGAGUUUUUGAUGGCCAUGGUGGAGCUAGAGCAGCUGAGUAUGUGAAGCGUCAUCUUUUCAGUAAUCUAAUCACUCAUCCAAAGUUUAUCUCUGACACCAAGUCAGCUAUAACUGAUGCUUAUAACCAUACAGACUCUGAACUUCUUAAGUCAGAGAAUAGUCACAAUAGAGACGCUGGUUCGACUGCCUCUACAGCUAUACUUAUUGGUGAUCGUUUGAUUGUUGCCAAUGUUGGUGAUUCAAGAGCUGUUAUCAGCAGAGGCGGAGAUGCCAUUGCUGUGUCAAGGGACCAUAAACCUGACCAAAGUGAUGAGCGUGAAAGGAUUGAGAAUGCUGGUGGGUUUGUGAUGUGGGCAGGAACUUGGAGGGUUGGAGGUAUACUUGCAGUUUCUCGUGCGUUUGGUGAUCGUCUUCUGAAGCAAUACGUUGUUGCCGAUCCAGAGAUCCAGGAGGAGAAGAUUGAUGAUUCUCUCGAGUUUCUGAUCCUAGCAAGUGAUGGGCUAUGGGAUGUUUUUUCUAAUGAGGAAGCAGUUGCGAUGGUUAAGGAAGUUGAGGAUCCAGAGGAGUCAGCGAAGAAACUUGUGGGAGAAGCAAUAAAGAGAGGAAGUGCAGACAACAUCACAUGUGUCAUCGUUCGUUUCUUGGAGACAGCUUCAUCAAGCCACGUCAGCUCCUCGUCAUCCAAUGAAGCCAAUCUAAUGCCGCCGCCAGUUGGAGACCUCAAGAUCUCAUCCAGUGAAAGUAAGCAAGAUCAGAUCGACUCAGAGGACAUCAUCAGAGUGAAUAAACCAGAUAAUGCACACUUCUGAGUUUCCGAUAAGGUACAUAGCGUUCUCUCACAGAUCCUUGAUUGUGGUUGGAUUUAGGAUUUACAUAUAUGUAUUUAAUAUGAAAUGUAUGUUUAUGAUUACAUCUAUACAUUUGGAUUUAACU
Molecule: messenger RNA, 1320 nt
Organism: Brassica oleracea var. oleracea
Lineage: Eukaryota; Viridiplantae; Streptophyta; Magnoliopsida; Brassicales; Brassicaceae
Product: probable protein phosphatase 2C 69
Exons: 8
Coding region: 192-1196 (334 amino acids)
Biological process (GO): protein dephosphorylation
Cellular component (GO): cytosol; nucleus
Molecular function (GO): cation binding; protein serine/threonine phosphatase activity
Source: RefSeq, a predicted model, not a curated record